Messenger RNA from Meloidogyne enterolobii, 924 nucleotides. The record is from the annotation of a GenBank genome assembly. Lineage: Eukaryota; Metazoa; Nematoda; Chromadorea; Rhabditida; Meloidogynidae.
AUGGGGAAACGGAAACAUAAAAAGAAAAGAAUUGUUAAGAAUUCUGGUUCUUCUAGAAUCGUGCUUUCUCAAAAAGUCGAUGAUGGUGACGAAGUAUUUGAUGAAAUUGACAAAUUUCACGCUGAAUACGAUGCAAAGCUUUUAAAAAUUGUUAAACAACCAAAGAAACCUUUAGCAAAAGAAGUUUUAAGGGUUAUUUCUGAUGAAGAUUUUUCUGAAGAUGAAGAAGGAUUUUCUGAUGGAGAGGAAAGUCUAAAUAAUGAUAAUCAAAUAACUAGCAAUAAAUGGGGGAAAUUACGCCGUAAUUAUUAUGGGACGUCCUAUGUAGAUGGUGAUUAUGGUGGAGCAAUUCAUGAUUCUGACGAGGAAGAAGCUUUACAAUUAGAAGAACAAGACGCAAUCGCUCGCCAAAUAAAAUUAGAAAAUGCAAAUUCCUGCCUGGAUUUCAAUCAAUUUUUUCGAAAAGAUUUUGAGUUGAUUAAUUCUGAAGAGAAUGAUGAUGCGGGUGAGGAAUGUGGCCUUGCUGAUUUACUUCAAAUUGAAGUUCAACACCCGGCAGUUACAAGUAAUUCAUUGGAUGGGGAAGAGAACGAGGAUGAAAUUAUAGACGAGAGUGAUGACGAUUCUAAUUCUGAAAAUUCCGUUUCUUCUGUGAGUGAGUCUGAUGUUAAACAAGAAAAUAAAGAUGAUUCUGGCAGAGAGAGGAGAAAAAUAACAUAUGAGAUGAGAAAAAAUAAAGGUAUUCCAAAAGAUAGAGGACGGAAAAAGGUCAAAAGGCAUGCUCGUAUUGUUAAUCGAAGAAAGUUUCACAAAGCAAUGAUAAAGAAACGAUCACAGGUGCCUGAUUUGCGACGCGAAAUUGAUCGAUAUGGAGGUGAAAAGAGAGGAAUUCGUGUUAGUACAAUUAAAUCUAUUAAAUUUUAA